Messenger RNA from Coffea arabica (coffee), 384 nucleotides. The record is from RefSeq and is a predicted model, not a curated record. Lineage: Eukaryota; Viridiplantae; Streptophyta; Magnoliopsida; Gentianales; Rubiaceae.
AUGACACAUCGACAUGGAUUUGAAGCGGUGGAUAGAACUUUAAAAGAUAUCUUAAAGUUGAGUGAAAAUGAUUCUGAGGAUCGUAUUUUGGGAGGAAAAUUAGUUGUUUUGGGCUAUGAUUUUCGACAAACAUUACCGAUUGUUUCUAAAGGUAGGAGAGAAGCAACAGUAUCAGCUACAAUAAAAGAAUCAACGAUUUGGGAUCACUGUAGAGUACUGCAUCUUAAAAUAAAUAUGUACUUAAUGAAUUUACGUCUUCUUGAAAAUAUGCGUCAGCAAUUGUCAGAUUUUGCAAAUUGGUUGCUGUCUGUUGGUGAAGGAAAGGUUUCAGUAAUUUCACUUGCUGAAUUUGGGGAAUCAAAUUGGAUUCGGAUGCCGUCGUAA